Eurytemora carolleeae is the source of this 970-nucleotide messenger RNA. RefSeq lists its product as uncharacterized. Lineage: Eukaryota; Metazoa; Arthropoda; Copepoda; Calanoida; Temoridae. The record is from RefSeq and is a predicted model, not a curated record. Bases 6 to 827 code for a protein of 273 amino acids. The transcript is spliced from 12 exons.
AAAAAAUGGCAAAGUAUGUAAUGAAAAGCGUUGAAGAGGAGAUAACGAAUACCAAUCCUGAGGAAAUUUUAGUUAUAGGGGCCGGUUUACCUAGAACAGGCACGUUGUCGUUGAAGACUGCAUUGAUGAAGCUCUACAAGGGCAAGUGCUACAACAUGAAGGAGGUUUUCGAAGGGGAUCAGGAAGAUUUGGAUAUUUGGAUGAAUGGUAUUAAGAAGAAAAAUACUCCAGCUGACUGGAGGCAGUACUUUAAGAAAAAGGGUUAUGUAGCUGGUGUUGAUUACCCCUACUCCUUGUUCUGGAAGGAGAUUGCCGACGCCUAUCCAAACGCUAAGGUUGUGUUGUCGAGUAGAGAGCCAAGAACCUGGUAUAAAUCUGUUGUUGAAUCCAUCUGGUUGUUUAAUGAGCUAGCCAGGAAAUCAUGGACUUUCAGGAUCAUGCUCAAGAUGUUUGAUCCAAGGAAGGGAUCAGAGGAUUGGAUAGAGUUGAUGAUGACCCACAAGGGCUACGGGAUGAAGAGGGGUAUGGGAGAGGCUAUUGAAGGUGGAGAAGAAACAGCGGAGAAAUAUUUUCUAGAAUGGGAAGACAGUGUUAAAGCAACAAUUCCCUCUGAUAGGCUACUUGUACACAAGGCAGUGGAUGGAUGGGAACCUCUUUGCUUAUUUUUAGGAGUUGAUGUUCCUACAGUCCCCUAUCCUAGGGUUAAUGAUACAGCAGCAAUACAGCAGGAGGUGAAGAACCUGAAGAUGAUGAACUACUGCCUGUUCUACGGACUUCCAGGCCUUCUACUCCUUCUAGGCCUUCUAAUCUUCAAGAUAAUGGCCUGAUUUCUGAGUUCAAGACAGAUUUCUUGUUUACUGAAAAUGUGAUAAUCAUUUUAAGUGAAGAAAGAACUUAACUUUAUGAUUUUGAAGUAUGUUAAAAAGAAAACUAUUUUAAAAUUUAACGAAAUAAAUAAUUUGCAUUUUUU